CUACGGGGAGGGAAAAGGGACAAAAGAGGUCCAGUUUGGGCUUUUUUUGCUUCGCGUUGUUUGGUUUGGUGCUGGAAGGAGAGGAAAGGAAGGGAAGUACAGUAAAAGGAAAGGAUGGAGGAAAAGCUGUCAAGGAGCGGCAGCAGCAGCAGCAGCGUCAAGCCUUACCUGGACAAGCUCACUCUGGGGGUGGCCCGCUUCCUAGAAGCUUCUCCAGGAGUUUCUGAAGUGACAUUUGUAGAGAAGGAACCGGCUGAGCGCCAUGCCAUUGUUUCAUGGGAACAGAAAAAUGCCUGUGUCCUGCCUGAGGAUUUGAAGAAUUUCUAUUUGAUGACCGAUGGUUUCCAUAUGUCCUGGAGUGUCAAGUUUGAUGAUAAUCCCAUGCCCUUGGGCUCCAUGACCAUCAAUAGCAUCUCUAGGUUGACCCGUCUUGGAUCGUCCUCAGUCUAUGCCUUGCCCAAUGCUCCCACUCUUGCUGACUUGGAGGAUACUGAUGAAGAAGGAGGGAACAAGGAGCAGCCAAAGAAGCCUCACUUGGACUCCCGUAGCCUGAUAUUUGAAUUAGACCCAUGCGGAGGGAAUGGGAAGGUCUGCCUUGUGUACAAGAACACCAAGCCAGUUGUCAGUCCAGCGUCUGAGAUCUGGUUCCUGGACCGGGCCCUCUACUGGCAUUUUCUGACCAAAAGCUUCACCGCUUACUACCGGCUUCUGAUCACCCACCUUGGUCUCCCACAGUGGCAAUAUGCCUUCACCAGCUACGGCAUCAGCCCACAGGCUAAGACAUGCUCCAGCUUCUCAAUUUCCUUCUUGAAUUGUGGUGCCCAGGACUGGACACAGGAUUCCAGCAAUGGUUCAACAUGUACAAACCAAUCACCAUCAACACCGAACAGCUCUCAGAGGAAGCAGAUCAGUUUGUUAACAAGCUGGACCCCAACAAGGUGUUCAAGAGCAAAAACAAAACUCCAGUUCUGAAAAAGAAGCUGCCAUCCCAGACACCCCCCUCCCAAAAAGGCCAAAUAGGGGUGACUUCCAAGAAUCCCCUGCAAGCUGGAAGUUCUUCAAGGAGAUGAGGAGCAUGGCUUUAACUGUCCAUUGGUGACUUCCACAUCAGCAUCACUGAUGGCUUCUGUCUAUGUCUAACAGGUGGAAAAGCCUCCCACAGUCUGGCUGGAUUCGCAGUGAGAGGACCACAUUAUUUAUUUUUUAAGUAUUUAUUUUGAAAGCCUGCAGACUCUGCUUUCAUGCCAAACAUAUCCAGCCAUUUGGGCUAGCUGAGGGCAGAACUCCUAUCCUUCUCUGGAGUAAAUUUUGCCAUAACUCUCCAAGGAGCAAAAAGGAAUUGUGGAGCAACAGGGCUGUGCUCUCUUGAUCCCCAUUCACCUAAUAUAAAAUUAAAUACCUAUGAAAAACAUAGGGAGUGCCUGGGAAGCAUCCUUUUAGAGAAAGGAAUGGCUGGGAAACAGAUUUACCUUCCUAAUCCUUGAAAAGAGGUGGGAAUCCUGUGGGCCAGGGUUACGUGCUGCCAAUGGAAGGGUCCUUGAGCCACAUCAGACACACAGAAACUCCCCCAAGACCCUAACCCUAAUCCAAGUUCCAUGAAAACAUUGCAUUUUCACCAAAAAUGCUUCGGAAGAAGCACAUUUAUACUGGUAAAUGGGGCAGGGGGAUCGUAAUUAUCAAACUUUUGUUGCCGUGUACCUUCAAGUCAUUUCCAGCUCCUAUCUCAGGGUUUCCUUGGCAAGAUUGGUUUAGAGGUGAUUUGUCUUUGCCUUCCUCUGAGUUUGAGAACGUGUGACUUACCUAAGGCCACUGCAUGGGUUUCCAUGGCCAAGUAGGGAUUCAAACCCUAGCCAAAUGUGGCCCCUUGGGGACCCUCAAAGUACAGCACCCAAAGCAAGAGCUCUGGAGGCCAAGAUUUGAAUCUCCACUGUCCAGAGCUGUUGCCCAAAGCUCAAACCACUACAUCACACUGGCUGUCUGGACUGCAAAUCCCAGGAUUCCUCAUCCUGGAAAAGUUGUUGGGGGUUCCAGUCCAACCGCAUUUCCAACCCUGCUGUAAAUCAGGAGCAAGCAACUGGAGAGGAGGGAAUACCACUGCAUUUUGCAGUGGCUCUGAAACAUUAUAAACUGUUUUCUUGGUGGUGAAAAAUCACUCAAAAAUAAAAAUAAAAAAUCUUGGGGCUUUGGGUGCUGCACUUUGAGAGUCCCCAAGGGGGAAAAUUUGACAUGUAGGCCGCAGUUUGCUCACCCCUGUUCUCAAUAAAAGCCAACUUAAUGCACCAGCAGCUCCAAGAACAAGAUUGCUCCAUAUUUCAAGGUCUGUUACAAGGAACUCUGGAAGCUGAGCCGAUUGAGGUGCCAGGAGUUUCUAGAGGCAAUCUGGGCAUUUUUGGCUGGUGACUAAGGGUGUGGGUGGUAGAAAGGCAGCUCUGACCUCGAAGUCAGGUGUAGCUUGCUGGUUGGGUAAGACUUCACCACAGCUGCUCAUUUUCUGUGACAACACAGUUGUAAUUUUGGAACAAAGAGGCUGGAGGUAACCCAGGAACUUCCCAUCAGUUUAAGAACGUGCUGGAGAAAACUUCCUUAUAAUGAGUCACACCACUGGUCCACCUAGUCCAGUAUUAUCAAUUCCGUGGCAACCCUGGCUGUCCUGGGUUUUAGGCAGGACUCCUUCCCUAGCCUUCCAGAGAUCCCUGAUAUUCCAUCCCUUCCAGGUAUUAACCAGGUUUGACUUUGUUGGGCUUCAGAAAUCACACCAGGCCAGGGUGAAAGGUUUAUCUGACAUCCUGCUCACCACCAUAUUCAGCAGGAUGAGCAGAGAGUGGAGGAAUCUUGUAUUAUCUCCAAUCAGGGUUAAUACAAGAACCCCUUGCUGCACCUCUCAUCAGUUGAAAAUUUAGUAAUAAAAAAAAACUGAUUGGAAAUGACCAGAAUGUCACUUUGGCAAAUGGUGGUCAUGAAGGAGGACUAAAAGAUGGCCAUCUAGUUCUUUGUGCAUACUCCCCUCUGUACUAGGGUCCUUUUGCACUACACAGUUAUAACACUAUUAUCCUACUUUGUGUGGCUACAUCUUAUGGAAUCCUGGAAUUUGUAAUUUGAUGGCAUACUAGAGGUCUCUGAUAAAGAAUUCUGAAUGCCCCUCCCUAAACAGCAAAUCCCAGGAUUCCACAGGAUGGAACCAUGGCUGUUAAAGUGGAGUCCUAAUGGUAUACUGUAAUUGUGUGAAAGAGCCCCUAGAAUCACAGACCUAGAAGAGACCCCAAGAGCCAUCCAAUCCAGCCAUGCAAGAAAACACAAAGCCCUUCCAACAGAUGGUCAUCUAGCCUCUGUUUAAAAAUCGCCAAAUAAAGUGACCCCACUAUACUCCA
Molecule: messenger RNA, 3368 nt
Organism: Sceloporus undulatus (fence lizard)
Lineage: Eukaryota; Metazoa; Chordata; Lepidosauria; Squamata; Phrynosomatidae
Gene: TPGS2
Product: tubulin polyglutamylase complex subunit 2
Exons: 8
Coding region: 115-972 (285 amino acids)
Biological process (GO): protein polyglutamylation
Source: RefSeq, a predicted model, not a curated record